AUGCCGACUGACUCUUCCUCCCCAUCGCAACCGCCAACACCAAGCAUAUCCACAACGUCCACUCCCCCGCGCAACCGAGCAGCGGAGUAUGAGAAAUUCAAAAACUUCGCCGCCUAUACCUUCCUCAUCGCCUCGCCCGUCUGCAUUGCCCUCCCGCCCCGCAAACUCGAUUUCUACACCUUCAGCCUUGGCGCGGCCUUCGUCGUCUCCGCAAAUCACAUUUCCUCCGUUCGCACAGGGAGGGGUAUAUUAGGACAUAUACAGUCGCGUAUAGUCGACCACGGUCGGCCCAGUGUGUUGCGCGAGCUGCCUACGCCGCAAGCUGAGGCCGUGCAGGCGCAGCUGCGGGCUGCGAGGGGAGGCACAGCAGGAGACGCGAAUGGGAAAAGAAAAUUUGGGGGGGCGGGGGAGAAGGAGGGGGUGGGAAGGAACGGAGGCUUUAAAGAGGAAGCAUCGGCCGUUGGAAUGAGGGGAAGGGGGGAUUGGGGAUUUGAACCUAAAGAGCAUAUCUGGGAAGGUGUGGAAAUUGGGGGAAGAAAGACGACAAGCGAGCGGAUGGGUGAGGAACAGGGAGAAGGGGGUACGAAGAGAAAGGGGAAUGAGCGGAAAAUAAGGCUGUCUAGCCGGUGGUUGGAUGGGAUUGUCUGCCUGCAUGAGGCUGUCUGCUCUGUCGGCCUCCCGGAUAUCGAAUACCAGCACCCGUACAGAGACACGGAUGGAGCACCUAAUCUUAGGUUUAUUACCAAUACCUUCCGCUAUUGCCAUUUGAUGAUGAACUCCACUAUGGAUGCAUAUAUGGAUUUGAUAGAGCUGUGGUCUAGUAGAGAUGAAGGCACCUCAACGGUGCAAGCUACCCAGCAUCAACUAAUGGGUGGCAGAAUGAUUAUCUAG
Molecule: messenger RNA, 891 nt
Organism: Paracoccidioides lutzii Pb01
Exons: 3
Coding region: 1-891 (296 amino acids)
Source: RefSeq, a predicted model, not a curated record